AUAUCGCCAUUUUUUUUCUCAGAAGUGCAUCUAAAUUAUUUUUCAUUAAAUAAUUUUGUAAAAAGAGGAAGCUUUGCAAAAAGAGUUGUGUAAAACAAAUAAGUAAAAUAAAUUAUUUUUUGAAACAAAGUAAAAGUAUGUCUGAAUAUCGUUCGCAAUCUCGUGAUGGAAACCGUGAAGGUGGUCGUGGAGGAGGCGGCGGCGGUCGUGGUGAUUAUAGUGACGAUGACCCACCAAUGUCUCGAUUAUUCAUUAUAUGCAAUAAGGCUCACACUGAAGAAGACUUCCGUGAGGCCUUUUCCGCCUUCGGUGAAAUUGAAGAUAUUUGGGUUGUAAAAGAUAAACACACGGGAGAUAACAAAGGAAUUGCAUAUGUUAAAUAUGCUAAGACUUCUGAUGCUGCAAAGGCUCAAGAAGAAAUGAAUGGCAAAACUAUUGGAACAUUAGAUCGUACUUUAAAAGUAUUAGUGGCCGCCAACCGUAAUCAAGGAUCGAGUAAAUCGGACAAUGAACAUGAGAAAUAUGUGCGUCUUUUUAUAGUAUGCUCCAAAACAGCAACAGAAGACGAAUUACGCGAGGAGUUUAAACAGUGGGGUCCCAUUGAAAAUGUCACUUUAGUGAGAGAUAAACAAAGUGGCAAUCCAAAAGGAUUCGGUUACGUUCGUUAUUCGAAAUUUUAUCAUGCAGCUCUAGCUUUUGAAAAUUGCCCUUCCAAAUAUAAGGCUGUUUUUGCCGAACCAAAAGGUUCAAACACACGCAAUCAGCGUGAUCAAUUUGGCGGACGGGAGGAUAAUUCCAUGAUGAAUGGUCGCGGCAGCAAUGUUACUGGAGGAUUUGGUGGUGGCGGUAAUAUGGGUGGUAUGGGUAUGAGUUCUUCUGGUAUUAGUGGUGGCGGAUUUAACAAUGGCGGAGGCUUCAACAACGAUUGGAGUAACAAUUCGUUUAACAAUGACAUGUCGCAAUUUUUACGUAUGCAAAAUGUUCAGGUACCACAACCAACAUGCUUGGAAGUUAUUGUUAGCACAUGUGUUAAUCAGGAUCAACUGUGGCGAUUGUUUGAUAUCAUUCCAGGAUUAGACUACUGUCAGAUCACCAAAGAAUAUGGACCUCGUACAAAUGAGGCAAUUGUGGUUUAUGAUAAUCCUGAGGCAGCUAUAUAUGCCAAGGACAAACUGCAUGGACUUGAAUAUCCUGCGGGCGAACGUAUAAUUGUCAAAAUAUCUGGCAUGAGCUCUUCACGCAUUGAUACAUCGUUUAUUGAUAAGCGCACUAGAAAGGAUUCUAUUUGUAGCGUACCGUUGCCACCAUCACAGCCAAUGGCACCUAGUGAUGCUCCCGUAGCACAACGUUUAUUUAUAGUUUUAACAUCGAAUUUACCUGUUUCUAUAUUGAAGAAUGUAUUUUCCUGUUGGAAAGGAUUAAUUGAUUUGUAUUUGCUGCCAAACAAAAAUUGUGGUUAUGUCAAAUAUGCUGAUAAAGAAUCGGCGCAAAAGGCUAUACAAAUUUUAAAUGGUGCUGAAAUUUGUGGCUCUAAAUUGAAGGUUAUGGAAGCUGAAGAAAGAUCCAACAUUGCUGAUGGUAGUGAUGGCGAUGAUGGCAGCCGUAAACGUAUGCGACGCAAUUAAACACAUCAAAAAAAUGAACGAAUGUACUAAACAAAAACUGAAUGAAACGUAAAAUUUACUUGAAAGAUAAACUGACAGAUACGGAACUUGAAUUACCCACAACCACUGGCAACAAGAAAACAAAACGGAUAAAAGAGCAAAAAGAAAGGACUUGUAAGUGAUACCUGGACCUAAUUCUACUACUACAAACUAAAUUCCCACAUACACAGACCUCUACAUACUUCUACUAUACUAUGUAUAUAUUAUCAACUUAAAUUUCAAAUAGUAAGUUAUGACUAGACAACAAAGAUUUUUUGAAAUGGGAGGAUGUUGAGAUUUAACGAUGACGAUGCUGGAAAACAAAAAAUUAAAUACACAAAUCGUACCACAAUCCCUCACCACAACAAACCUCAACAUUCACGAACUAUUGAUAAUAAGUAGUAGUAACACAAAAAGCAGAGACGUUUUAGUCAUUUUGGACCAUAAAAAACACAUUAACCAAUUCCAUUUAUAUAUACGCAUUUACUGUAUGUGUGUAUUCGUGACAUAAACUUUCUUGUAAAUUUUGUUCACAUAAUUAUAUUUUGAAUUAGCUCUUUUUAAAUUCUUUACUUGAAAACAUAACAGCAACAACAUACUUAUUGAUAAACAAAUGAAGAUAUAAACCAUUCAUAUGUAGAUUUAUUAUGAUUUACUUUUUUUAAUAAUAUAAUUAACCACUUCGAUUAUAUACAAUACAUAGUAUAUAAAAAAACAACAAAACAAUUGUGAUAAUUGUUGUCUGUAUUAAUAUUCUACAAAAUAAAAUCUUAAAAUCUCA
Calliphora vicina (urban bluebottle blowfly) is the source of this 2424-nucleotide messenger RNA. Its product is annotated as RNA-binding protein 45. The transcript has 8 exons. The record is from RefSeq and is a predicted model, not a curated record. Gene Ontology annotation, molecular function: RNA binding. The coding region runs from base 138 to 1625 and encodes 495 amino acids. NCBI's taxonomy places the organism in Eukaryota, Metazoa, Arthropoda, Insecta, Diptera, Calliphoridae.